CGAGAAUGUCUCAAUAUAUGGUCCCGAUAGCCAGCGGCGAGGACUGCAGCCCAGUGCGAGCCCAUGAGGGGCUUUGAAUACUACUGUACCAGGGACACAUUGAUGGGCUAAGUGCCCUGAAGUGCGGCUGAGCCCGACCCCAAUCUCCACUUUCUUCCCCACCACCCAAAACAAAACAUUCGCAAGCGUCUCACUCUCGCGGAAGUGACCAAUUUUCUGGACUCCAUGGACGAUCGAGUCAGUCGAUACCGAACUGAACCAGUCCAGGUGAUCUCCGUUGAGUCCGAGAGGCCUUCGUCUGCCCAAGAUGGCGAAAUUCAGGGGUCGUCGACGAAUAUGAACGGGGACGUCACGCUCAAUAACCGGCUACUCUAUGCUGCCGGUGAAAACGACGUGGACAGAGCCAUCGCUCUCUUGUCGCAAGGAGCGACAAUCAACUGCGUCGACAGCAGAGACGGCCAAACGCCGCUUCACAAGGGGUGUUCUAGCGGCAAUUCAGAGAUUGUCAAGUUUCUUAUCCGACGCGGUGCGGAUGUCGAUGUUCGGGAUUUUCUCGGAAACACGCCAUUGCACGUUGCUUGCUCUACGAGGAAUGAGGGUGCUGUGAAGUUGUUGAUUGAGGGUGGGGCGGAUGUUAACAAGAUGAUGAAUACCGGUGAGACGGCGCUGCAUGUGGCGAGUAAUUUCGGGGAGGUCGGGAUCCUGCGCUUGCUGCUUGAGACCGGUGUGGAGAUUGAUGCUACAGGUAAUGAUGGGCGCACACCGUUGCAUAAAGCGGCGAUAGGGGGUUCACAGGAUACGGCUGAGAUAUUGCUUCAGUUCCAGGCGGCUGUUGAUGCGGUUGAUCAUUGGGGACAGACGGCGUUACAUUUGUGUUUGAGUGGGAAAAGUGUUGGGGUUAUGGAGGUUCUGCUUCGGUAUGGAGCGGAUGUGAAUUUGGUCGAUCACGAUGGGAAUACGGUGCUGCAUAAGGUCUGCCGGUAUGGAUGGGAAGAUGUCGUGAAGCUCUUGCUCAGGUAUGGCGCAGAUGUUGACAUGAAAGGGUCUGAAGGAGUAUCGGCGCUGCAAGUAGCCAAGCAGGGGCGCAUGAAGGAGAUAGUGGACAUGCUUGCUCAAUAUUCGAAGCUCUCUGAUGAACUCGAAGCACAACGUUUGGCAUACACCAGACCUGUGAGUGAUGAUUCAGUGGACCGGCCUGUCUUUGAUUCGGUUGAAAAGGCAAGCGAAGACCCCGAGGAAGAAAGCAUAGGGAUGCAAUUGACACCCGAUUUCGACCCCAAUCUCUGGAGCGGAGUACGUCGCGACAACGGCGACGGUUUCGUCUUAGCCAGCUACAACAAACACGAUAUCAGCUUCGAUGCAAAAUUGGAGUCUAUCCGGCCAUGCGUGCACGAAGGGAGAGAGAUGCACGAGAUCCAGCUCAAGCUCAACUUCAUGCGACCAUAUUCUAUGAGCCAUCGCAUCCGGUAUGCCCAGGUUGACGCUAUUGUCAGCUCCAAUGAUGCCGCCAAGAGUCCUCACAUUCGGGAGGUUAUGCCCCAGGCAGAUCGAAUGGAGGUCUCCGAUCAAGAGAUCACUUCCGGUCAAAAGUUAACAGUUGGGGCUGCUGGCGGCGGCGGUCCAUCGAAUGUGAACAUCAGUAUGGAAGGCUCGAAGACUCGGAAGUCGACGUUCAAAGGUGUCCGAAUCAUCCACGGAGCCAUCAGAGACAGACUACAUGCUUCCUGGCGACUGUACGAGGAACCGGGGAGUAAGAGCGGGUUACCUGAAAUCGUUCGCCUGCUAUUGUUGGUGAACUGUGAGGCCGAGUUUGACAUACGGCUAAGUCUCUCCGUCAAAGCAUGUCAUCUUUUCUCCUUUGGAAUUCCACGCACGUUAACGGCCCCGGAAGGCCCCAUUUAUUCAAUACCUAAGCUGGAUGACAUCUCCGCAUACGACCAGGAGUCAAGACUGCGGCAAAUGCUGGACGUCGCAGAUCGCGCAGCUGUGAUGGUAGAAGAAGCAGAUCAACUUCGAAAGAGCUUCUUGCUAGCAAUUCGUGCUCACAAGAAGAAGCAUUUGAUCAUGCAAGCGGGAGCAAAAGAAAGCUAUGCCCAAGAAUGGGCGGAUGUCGUUGACGCGUCUAAGUCCGGCGAUUUCACAAAUUUACGUGAGAUGAUGCUAGCGAUGGAGGAGUCAGCACCAGAACCUGAGCUUGGCCGACGGAGACGCCAGGAGGAUAGGCCCGACUCACCUGCCACGCCGCGAAGGUGGCUGCCACCAGGAGAAGCGCGAUGGGAUCCUACACCAAGGGCUGAGCGACCACGGAUACUCUCCGGGUAUCUGGAACGUAAUAUGGAUCGAAGAGGCUAUAAUCCAGUGUCGCGAAAUGCCCUAGAGUCCUUCUCUGCUGUAGGACCAGGGUACAAUGUCUCUAGGUUGGCAUAAGGUAGUCGAAAUAUAAGUAUAUUUACCAUGUCUUCGAGUCCUAUAUAAGCGGUGGAAUAUUCUCCAAGCUUACUACACUAUAUCUUCUAAAUCGCUG
Molecule: messenger RNA, 2524 nt
Organism: Penicillium brasilianum
Lineage: Eukaryota; Fungi; Ascomycota; Eurotiomycetes; Eurotiales; Aspergillaceae
Source: the annotation of a GenBank genome assembly